AUGGAAUUUAAUUUUAAUUCAAAUUAUCCAGUUUUAGAAAGUGAAAGAUUAAUUUUAAAAAGAAUUACAAAAGAACAUGUUGAUUCAAUUUUUUUAAUGCGUUCUGAUAAAGAGAGUAUGAAAUUUGUACCAAGAGUAUUAGCAAAAUCAAAAGAUGAUAUUAUAGAAUGGAUUGAACAAAGUGAUAAAUUAACUGAAUCAAAUGAUUUAGUAAAUUUUGGUAUAUUUUUAAAAGAGAAUCCAAAUGUAGCAAUAGGUAUAAUUGGUUUCGUUAGAAUGAAUAAAUCAAAUCAUCGUGGUGAAAUUGGUUACCUUACACAUUCUAUUCAUCAUAGAAAAGGUUACACUUUUGAGGCUUUAAAAUUACUUGUUGAUUUUGGUUUUAAUAUUAUGAAUUUUCAUACAAUUGAGGCUUGUAUUGACCCAUUAAAUGAACCAUCAAUUAAUUUAAUAAAAAAGAUAGGAUUUAAUUUGGAAGCUCAAUUUAAAGAAAAUUUUUAUCAUCCAAUUUUAAAAGAAUUUAGAGACACAAAUGUAUACUGUAAAAUUAAUCCAAAUCAUAUAAAAAAUUAA
Molecule: messenger RNA, 573 nt
Organism: Dictyostelium discoideum AX4
Lineage: Eukaryota; Evosea; Eumycetozoa; Dictyosteliales; Dictyosteliaceae
Exons: 2
Coding region: 1-573 (190 amino acids)
Molecular function (GO): transferase activity; acetyltransferase activity; acyltransferase activity, transferring groups other than amino-acyl groups
Source: RefSeq, a predicted model, not a curated record